CUCCAUUACAUGCAGCAGGAAAAACAUUUUUCCCCCACAACUAAAAUGAAAAUGAUGUGGGGUAGAAGCAGAGAAGUAGCUAUCAUGGCUUAAGCGCCUUCUGCACAGCUCACGGUUUCUGGGUUCUUGUUUAUUUUUUGGCUCUUUCAUUGAGAGAAGAUGUUGUGUGCUUGCUCAGGCGAGCAAUUCAAGUUUGAAGAUGCCCCAAAGUCGCCGGAGUCACUGGCGACGAGAGAUUUCUCCGCUAGUGGGCUUUCUUCGAGGACUGGAGACUGGGAAUCGAAGCUAGAUGAUGUUCAAGUGGAUGAAGUUGAAUCAACUCUUAAAGAAGCUCUCUCCUUAAACUAUGAGGAAGCAAGGGCACUAUUGGGGAGGUUAGAGUACCAGAGAGGGAAUUUUGAGGCUGCCCUUCAGGUGUUUCAGGGUAUAGACAUAAGAGGCUUGACACCAAGGAUGACCAAGGCUAUUGUAGAGAGAACUCGGCAAAGAAAACCGCGAUCCAAAGGUGAUGUUAUCCCUCCCAGUGUGAUGUCUAUGCACUCAGUGAGCUUGCUUCUUGAGGCAAUUUUGCUUAAAGCAAAAUCACUUGAGGGACUUGGGCAUUUUAUAGAGGCUGCAAAGGAAUGUAAAACAAUUCUGGAUAUAGUUGAAGCAGCCCUGCCUAAAGGUAUGUCUGAGGGGAUUGGCGAAGACUGCAAGUUGUUGGAGAUGCUCCACAAAGCAUUGGAGUUGCUCCCUGAUCUAUGGAUAAAGGCAGGUUCCCUUGAUGAAGCUAUAACUGCAUAUCGCCGGGCUCUGGUCAAGCCAUGGAAUUUGGAUUCCCAGAGGUUGGCAAAUGUACAAAAGGACUUAGCUAUCAUUUUACUUUAUGGUUCUGUUGAAACAAGCCUCCCCCGUCAUUUACAGGUUUGCGAUCCUACAACCCCAAAAAAUAGUACAGAGGAAGCAAUCCUUUUGCUGCUAAUACUUAUGCAAAAGGUGGCUUCUCGGGAAAUACAGUGGGAUGCAGAAAUUAUGGAUCACCUAGGUUAUGCAUUGUCGGUUGUUGGGCAGUUUGAAUUGUUAGCGGAUCAUGUUGAGCAGGUCCUUCCUGGUAUUUAUGAUCGAGCUGAAAGGUGGUACAUUCUGGCUCUUUGUUAUGCUGCUGCAGGUCAGAAUGAGACAGCCUUGAACUUACUAAAAAGGGUUUCAGGUAGUUCAGAAGCUAGGAAUAAACCUCAUAUUCUCACUCUACUCUUGGGAGCAAAAUUAUGUUCUCAAGAUCCCAAGCAUGCCCGAGAUGGUAUAAAUUUUGCUCGUAAAGUGAUUGACGAAAAUCAUCAGAAUCAGCAUUUCAUGGUUCAAGCACACAAGUUCCUUGGCGUUUGUUAUGGGAAUGCUGCUAGAGUUUCCGUAACAGAUUCUGAAAGAGGUUUCUUUGAGAAAGAAUCCCUUACCUCUCUAAGUUAUGCUGCUCUCAAGCGGGGGGAGGACCCAGAAGUGAUAUUUAGCCUCAGCUUGGAAAAUGCAGUUCAAAGGGAUUUGGAUGCAGCCUUUAACAAUGCAAUGAAGUACAAUGACAUGGUGGCUGAAAACUCAGGAAAAGGUUGGAGGCUGCUAGCACUUGUACUUUCUGCAGAGCAGCGGUUCAAGGAUGCUGAAACCGUUGUUGAGUUUGCUUUAGAUGAAGCUGCUAGGUUAGAUAAGUUAGAACUUCUAAGAUUGAAAGCUGUGCUUCAGAUUGCUCAGCAACAGCCCAAACAAGCAAUUGAAACCUACAGAUUGUUGCUAGCUUUGAUUCAUUCACAAAAAGAACCUCAGCCUCGAAAUUUUGUCCGUGCAAAGAGUUCUGACACAGAGGUUGUUAUGGAGAAAACCAUUGAAGCGGAAGCGUGGCAGGAUCUGGCUAACAUCUAUAGCAGUUUUGGUUCUUGGUCUGAUGCGGAAAUUUGUGUCAACAAAGCCAAGUCAAUUGAAUUUCAUUCACCCAGAAGCUGGCAUACAACAGGUAUGUUAUUUGAAGCUCAAUCCCUAUACAGAGAGGCUCUGGUAUCCUUCUCAGUCUCACUGUCAAUAGAACCACAUUAUGUUCCAAGCAUUGUCUCAACUGCGAGGAUUCUUAUGAAAUUUGGGAAGCAAUCACUCCCAAUUGCAAGAAGCUUUCUGAUGAAUGCUUUACGAUUAGAACCUACAAGUCAUGAAGCAUGGAUGAACCUUGGAUUGAUUUCAAAAAUGGAAGGCUUGUUGGAACAAGCAGCUGACUUCUUUCAAGCUGCUUAUGAGCUAAAGCUGACAGUACCUGUUCACCCCUUCACUUAAGCUGAUAGUUAUUUUACUUUCUAGAGUAUGUAAUUUGUAGGAUGGCCAGUGUAACCUGACUGGUUUCACCUCAGUGAAUUGAGAAUUCAAUCAAUUGAGAAUAUGUUCCUUCAAUGGAAGUGUAUAGCAAUCUUUGCACUUCGAACCACUGGAUUUUCCCC
Molecule: messenger RNA, 2459 nt
Organism: Rubroshorea leprosula
Lineage: Eukaryota; Viridiplantae; Streptophyta; Magnoliopsida; Malvales; Dipterocarpaceae
Source: the annotation of a GenBank genome assembly